This is a messenger RNA of Daktulosphaira vitifoliae (grape phylloxera), 1395 nucleotides long. Its product is annotated as c-Myc-binding protein-like. The coding region runs from base 903 to 1334 and encodes 143 amino acids. The record is from RefSeq and is a predicted model, not a curated record. Lineage: Eukaryota; Metazoa; Arthropoda; Insecta; Hemiptera; Phylloxeridae. The transcript is spliced from 4 exons.
UACAUCCUUGUGUCGAUACACAGUAUAUUUUUUGAUUCUUUAUUAAUAUUAUAUUUAAAUCUCAAAAAAAAUAGUGGUUUCUGUUGGUUUUUUUUUUACGGAUACACGUGUAGAUUUUUCUUCUCGGUUAUAUGCGGUGAUAAAACCGUCAGUCUCAGAUUAAAAAACGAUUAAGAAUACUACAGCUGGACAAGGAGGAGGAGAAAAUACUGGUUUUCUUUUUAAGCAUAAAAUAAAUUGAAGACACGACUCGUGUACAUACGGCCCGGGGCCACUUCACCCUGUCCCCUUGGCUCUCUGUUAACCAUCUCCAUGUUGUUAUUUUUUUCUAAACACCAGUAGCUGCUAGCCAAUAUGUUUUACGACCGACAUUAAAAUGUAAAAAAAAAAACCAAAUGCUCAAAGAUAGCCGAGAUACAGGUUCAUCGUGGUUAUAUUUAUUAUUAUAUUCUGAGUUAAUCAUGACCACCACUGGUGAACGUUACCACAAGAUCAGUAAAUGAAUACACAAUGAUUUGAUACAGAAAAUUUUUAGCACCUCACACCACCGUCAGCCUAACUAUUCAACAGUUACGGAGAACGAGAUUAUACCUCAUGUACGUUUCAAACAGGUUUAUAUUGCCAUUUAACUGCGAAUGAUGAACGAGCACCGUCAACAUAACAGACACUUCAUUAAAACAUAUUAUAUUAUCUGAUGAUUCAUUCUUUUCGGUCAGAUAAGCGACUAACGACCAGUAUUAAAGUACUUUAAGACAACUCCAUAAAUUAAUUUUUUCAGAAAAUUAGCUGCUGGUUGUAAAGAUCUAUUUAUUUUUGUAUAUAUUACGUUGUUAAGUAAAUAAAUACUAAGUUUAAACAAUAUAUAAUAUUUAAUCUGACGUUAAAUAAAUUAUUGGCAUACAAUGGAGAAUUUCCCAGUGAAGGACAAAGAUUUUUAUCUAAACUCUGGCAAAUCGUACUCCGAUAAAAAAGGCCAUCUAAGUAGAAGGGCUGAGUUCCGAAGAUAUUUGGACAAGACUGGCGUAUUAAACAAACUAACCGAACUCAUGAUUGAUAUCUAUGAAAAUCCUGAUUUGAAUUUUCCUAUAACAGAAUAUAUUCGGAAAGGGCUACUUGAUGUAAAUCCAGACGAGGAAGAAAUAAAAAAACUCCGUCCUUCUUUAGAAGAAGCCAAGGCUUUUAAGGAAUUCCUUGCUAAAGAGAACCGAGCUUUGAAAACUACUUUUAGACAAAAAGGUUAUCCACUUCCCCCAUUCGCAGAUAUUAAACAAGACAAAAUAGACUAUAAUUUAAUAUUAAAUACUGACAAAUUUAUUAAGAAUCCUAAUAACUAAAAAUAAAGAUAUAUGACGUAAUAUUUACCAAUUUAGAAUAACAAUGUUAAUAAAAUUUCAA